GUGUGUGCGACACGUGCGUCGUGCACGGCAGAGUCGAGUAUAUAUUUAAAAAUGGCGCUCUUCAGUCGAGCUAACGUGAAUUCGUUUUCGUUAUUAUAUCGCUGCUGCAAAUUUUCGACAGGCAACGUGAAAUUCAAAUCCCAAGAUCGUAUCUUAGUAUCGCCAAAGAUUCAGCAGAAUAAAGCGAGGAAGCAAAAUAACGAGACAGUUGAGUUGGACAAGAGUUCGCCGUUCGACAAAGAAGUUAUUAGGAGAAGGGAUCAAGCAUGUCGAAGUAUAUUAGUGCAAGUACAGUCCACGGAUUCAUACUACGAUCUACAAAAUUACUGCAUUCAGUUUGGAUAUGUUUUGAGUAUGCACCACUAUCAAAUAAGUAAACAACACAAUUAUAUCUUAGUCGAAUUUAAAAAUAUAGAAUCGGUGAAAGAAAUUAUAUCGCAUGCUUCCCUCGUAAACGAAGACGUAAUUGGCUCUGCCAAGUCAUCAGUAUUCUGGUUCCAUAAGAGGAAUCUGGUUACUUCUAAUAAUAAAAAAAGUAAUCAGAGAAAGCUACUAUUUACAGAGAAUGGCUGUGCAUUGCUUACCGAAGAAGACGUAGCAAAGUUGUUGUACAAUGCAAAAUCGAUAUCGGGCCAAAUAAUAGAUCUGUAUGAAAUGCUAAAGUUGGAUGAGUUAGAGACAAGACUGAGAUUUCACACUGCUUGUCACUUAGAACAAUGUUUCUCCGGAUUUUUUCAAAACAUGAGAGUUCUACCAUUCGGCUCCUCUGUAAAUGGUUUUGGAAGGAAAAGGUGUGACGUUGAUUUAGUUAUUGUUCCCGAUGACACUAAGAAAAGCCAAAAAUAUUUACAGCUUAGUGCAACGAAUAGACUAGUGUUUCAUACGAAGCCCCUGAAACGCGAUGAAAAGCAUGAGAUAAAGGAAUUCCUAGGUGCAAUUGCAAACGCUAUGCACUAUUUUGUCCCUGGUACUCGCAGUGUACGAAAAAUCCUGGAAGCCCGAGUACCUAUAAUAAAAUUCAAUUAUGAAUACACACAUCUCGAGUGUGACUUAAGUACGACAAACAUGUCUGCUGUGUACAUGUCCGAAUUGUUAUAUUUAUAUGGGGAAAUAGAUUGGCGAGUGAGACCGCUCGUUAUGGCAAUACGACAGUGGGCGAGGCAUCAGGACGUAACGUCCGAUUCGCCAGGUUUUUGGAUAACAAAUUUUUCUCUCACAUUAAUGGUACUGUUCUAUUUGCAACAGAAGGAUAUAUUGCCGUCUUUAAAUACGUUAAGAUUACACGCAACGCAUAAUGAUAUUCGUUACACAAAAAAUGGCAUCGACUGUACCUUUUUGCGGGAUAUCAAAAACCUACCACACAGAUAUACGUAUCAACUGAACCAAAGUAGCCUGGAAGAGCUGUUUUACGGCUUUUUUGAGUAUUAUUCGCAGUUCGAUUUCCAGAAAAAAGGAAUAUGUAUUCGCGAGGGCGUGCCGAUCCGAAAACCGUCUCACGCAGCACUCUACAUCACCAAUCCUCUAGAAACAACGUUGAACGUCAGCAGGAAUGUGGACAUUCGUGAAGUGAAUCAUAUAAUACAGAAAGCAUACGAUGCUAUCUAUGCAUUGGAGACCACCAACAAGUCUGUAACUAGCUGUUGGGGCUUCAUGGCUCUACUGAAUAUGAAAACUGACAGUAAUAUAAAGGGCAGUAAAAUGAAAGAAGAGAUCCAGAAUUUUUCGAGAGACGAUCAUUCCUACGAAGAUACCGAUAAAUACGAAGUCAAUGGAAUCGACAGCGCUCGAUCAGAAGUUCAAGAGAAGGAAACGAAAGAAAUAGUAUGACACUCGAGCGAGUAGUGACGAUGUAUAUACAGUCUAUCUUCUGAGAUAUACAUAUGUUAUACGUGUGUUCCUGCAAACAGAGACACACGUGCAAAAUGUUUGUAAUAAUUUUCUGUAUUGGUGAUAAUACAGGAGAGAAAUUUUAUUAUGACAGGAACGAGAAUGGAGAAAAUACUUUUCCCCCGCGGAUGUAUAAUAAGAACGUAUAUCAAUCGCGUGCAUCGAUACGAAAUUGAUACUUACCGACUGCGAAUUACCACUAGCGAUUGGCAGAUUGAUUUUGAGAGAUUGUUUUCGCUAUCAUGGUCUGAACAUUUUUAAACAUUGUUAACUAGAGGUUUUUUUUGUAUUUCGUGACUUUGCCAAAAUUGCGAAUGAGCUGUAAGAUUCAACGCAGUAGGAUGUCAUAUUUUAUAUAUGUACGUACAACCAAAAGAAACUGAACAACUGUUGUUGAAAAAUUAAAAUUAAUAACGAAA
Molecule: messenger RNA, 2306 nt
Organism: Ooceraea biroi (clonal raider ant)
Lineage: Eukaryota; Metazoa; Arthropoda; Insecta; Hymenoptera; Formicidae
Gene: MTPAP
Product: mitochondrial poly(A) polymerase
Biological process (GO): RNA 3'-end processing
Molecular function (GO): poly(A) RNA polymerase activity
Source: RefSeq, a predicted model, not a curated record